Molecule: messenger RNA, 2913 nt
Organism: Theobroma umbraticum
Lineage: Eukaryota; Viridiplantae; Streptophyta; Magnoliopsida; Malvales; Malvaceae
Product: Hydroxyproline-rich glycoprotein family protein
Source: RefSeq, a predicted model, not a curated record
UAAUUGUUUGUCUUUGUCAUUUAAGGAUUGUUUUGUUUCAGGCCACACAGCCAGCUAGCCUGCCUCAUGCGCUGCACGAAAUGAUUUCUUUUUCAUGCACACCCCAACUGGGUUUCUGAAUCUUUCCCUUUUGUUUAUUUGCACAAAAUCUUGGAAUUCUCCUCUUGUUUUUCUCGUGUAAAUAUAUAUUUUUUAAAUGAUCAUCGAAUGUCAACAUUAUCAUCUUCACCACCAUCAUUGUUCUGUUGAAGCCUUCAUAAAAUUUUCGUGGGCGUUUUAUUGAUCAUGCCAGCAACUUGCUGUGGUUUGGCACCAAUGUUUUUUGGUCGCAAACCAUUAAAAUUUGUCAAGGCACUGAAAACCUCCCAGAAAUCUAAGGUAUCCAAGAAUCAAAAGGAAAUGAAAGGCUUGAGGAAGGAUAGUUCAGCUCAACCAGCAUGCAACUUCAUUUUGAUGAUGGAGCUCAGGAAAAAAAUUAUAACCUUUAGAGACAUCAUUGACCUACCACCUUGUACUACCUCUGUUUCCACGGAUGAGCUGAUGCUAGGGACAAUGAACGAUCUCCAUAAGUUCUACCCUGAAAGCAUACCCCACUUCCGUUGGUCAGAGUUGAAGGCAUUACCUUUUGAUCAGGUUCUGACCUACUUUUGCAAGGCAUUGCAAGACCUUGGAGAUGCUUCAAAAAUGAACGAUGAGUGGAUUGACAAAUAUAGAUAUGAUAUAUACGACAAUGAAAAAAGCAAAAACAAUGAAAAACUUGUUGAAAUUGCUGUGGCUACACUCAAUGGCUUGAUUAAGAUAGCAAGGGAGAAGUUUGACAUGAUGGAUGAAGAUGAAGAAAAGAAAGAUUUUAGUCCAGAGGCUAACACAUUUGGAAAGGUCUUGAAAGAUUCUUAUUCAGACAACUGCUCCUGCUGCCCUUCUCCAGUGACACCAACUUCGGUCCUUCCUGAGUUGAUUAAUGGUACUCCAAAAUCUCCUUAUUCUUCAUCUCUUCUGUUGUCCCUCAGGGUUCAAGCAGUGGGAAAACUGAACCCCAUUGAUGUGAAGCGACUCACAUUACACAUGCUUCCGAAUGUUGGAGUCCAAGUUCCCAGCGCUUUGAGUCCAAAGAAGAUUACGAUUGAGGAUCAAAAGGAAGAAGAUGAAAGAAGAAAUUCCACUUCACAAACUGAGACAUCAGAGGAUUUACUUUCCAUUUCAAACAAUGUACCGGGUGACACAAUUACUGAUCAUGGAAACAAUACAGAACCACCAAAGUUCUCACCAAAUGUAGCUCCAACACCACCAUCAUCACCAUCGGAGAAGCAACCUCCCGAGUUGUGGAAAGACAUGCAAGAAGCUGAAGAAAAAUUACCACCAACACCACCAGAAGUUGUAACGCCAGUCCUACCAUCACAGCCAGAAAAGUUGUCAACAGAUAUGGAGACAGACAUAGGACGUCUACAUCCACCACCAUCAGCAGAAGUUUUACCGUCACUCCCACCAUCAAAGCCAGCAAAGUUGUCAACAGAUAUGGAAAUAGACAAAAGACAACUUCCGCCGCCUCCGCCGCCACCACCACCAUUCUUUCAGCCAAAUGUAGUAGCAGGGCGACCACCAUUUCCCCCAACCCCUCUCCCAAUGUGGCAAGCAGGUGCAGAAGCUGCACAACCAACAUCAGUAGCAGCAGAACCACAGCCGCCCUCACCACUUUCAACGAUGACAAAUAAAGCAGCAACUGGAAUACCAAUUCCGCCGCCGCCGCCACCUCCAGCUCCAUUGCAGUCAAAUGUAGUGGCGACAGGAGCAUCCCUUCCACCACCACCUCCAGUUUCACUGCAGUCAAAGAUAGUAGCAACAAGAGCACAACUUCCACCACCACCACCACCUCUUCCUAAGGUAUCAGGAGCUGCAUCAGUAAUACCACCACCUCCACCGCCUAUGACGCUUUCAAAAGGAUCAGUACCAUUGCCACCACCACCACCACCCAUGUCACUGGCAAAUGGAGCUGUUCCACCACCUCCUCCACCUGGUGCACCAAAAUCCUUGCGCCCCAAGAAAGCAAAUACUAAAUUGAAGAGAUCAAGUCACAUAGGUAAUUUGUAUCGGGUUCUUAAGGGCAAAGUGGAAGGAUAUUCCGUGCAAGGUAAAUCACCUGACGGAAAAAAAAGUGGGGCUGGAAGAAGCACCUCUGGAAAACAAGGGAUGGCUGACGCAUUAGCAGAGAUGACAAAGAGAUCAGCUUACUUCCAACAAAUUGAAGAAGAUGUUCAGAAAUAUGCACAAGCAAUCACAACGCUCAGAACUGCCAUCAUCACAUUCAAUACAAAGGACAUGACUAAGCUGCUCGAGUUCCACAAACAUGUGGAAUCCAUUCUCGAGAACUUAACAGAUGAAACUCAGGUUCUAGCAAGGUUUGAAGGCUUCCCUACAAAAAAAUUGGAAGCAUUAAGGACAGCAUCAGCACUGUACUCGAAGCUAGAAUCAAUGAUUACUGAGCUACAAAACUGGAAGAUUGAACCUCCUUUGGGACAGCUUCUUGACAAGGUUGAACGCUACUUCAACAAGAUGAAAGAUGAAAUAGAUGCCCUGGAGCGAACUAAAGAUGAAGAGUCCAAGAAAUUUAAGAGCCACAAUAUCGAUUUUGACUUCCAAAUUUUUGUACGAAUCAAAGAAGCAAUGGUUGAUGUUUCCUCCAAUUGCAUGGAGUUGGCACUGAAGGAAAGAAAAGUAAAGUUAGCAGAGAACAAAGGGUCCAAAACCAAAGCUGAAGCACAAAAGAAAGUGUGCGCUAAAAUGCUAUGGAGGGCUUUCCAAUUCGCUUUCCGGGUUUAUACGUUUGCCGGAGGACAUGAUGAUCGUGCAGACAAGCUGACCCGAGAACUGGCUCGCGAAAUCGAGACUGAUCCCCAACACCAGUAAUCCUUAUAC